UAUUUGUACAAACUAAAAAAUUCAUUAAUCAUGAACGUGCAGGAAUUGCGUGACGGGUCUUCUCUAUUACAAGCUAUAUUCUUUGGAGAUGUAGAUGAAGUCAGAGCAUUAUUAUCAAAAAAAGAAGAUCCAAACUGGCAAGAUAAAGAGCAACGAUCUCUUUUGCACGCAGCUGCAUAUAAGGGAGAUCCAGCAAUUGUGGAAGUUCUCUUAUUGCAUGAAGCUGCAGUAAAUGCUAAAGAUAAGAAAUGGUUGACACCUUUGUAUAGAGCCUGUUGCUCAGGGAAUCAUAAUGUAGUAGAAGUCUUGUUACGUCAUAAAGCAGAUGUCAAUAUCAGGGAUCGCAAUUGGCAAACUCCUUUACAUGUAGCAGCAGCAAAUAAUGCUGUUCAGUGUGCGGAGUUGAUAGUUCCACAUUUAAUGAACAUUAAUGUAGCAGACAGAGGUGGUAGAACAAGUUUGCAUCAUGCAGCUUACAAUGGACAUUUGGAAAUGACAAAAUAUCUGACUGAAAUUGGUUGUGUAGUAAAUGCUUCUGAUAGGCAAGAUCGUAGAGCUUUACAUUUUGCAGCAUACAUGGGACAUGAUAGAAUUGUUAAAACACUUAUAGCAAAUGGAGCAGAUGUAGAUGUUAAAGAUCGAGAUUUGUAUACUCCUUUACAUGCAGCUGCAGCAUCUGGUAAUGUAGAAUGCAUGCAUACAUUGAUAAAAUCUGGAGCAAAUAUUGAAGCAAAAAAUGUAUAUGGAAAUACUCCUCUGCAUAUUGCAUGUUUAAAUGGCCAUGCUGAUGCAGUUACAGUAUUAAUUGUCAAUUCUGCGAAUGUUGAGGCUGUAAAUUAUCGAGGUCAAACACCGUUACACGUUGCCGCUGCUAGUACUCAUGGUGUUCAUUGUUUAGAAGUACUUUCACAAUCUGGUUUGACAAUAGAUGUUCAAUCAGAAGAUGGGCGUACACCUUUACAUAUGACUGCAAUUCAUGGAAGAUUUACUCGAUCAAAGAGUUUACUUGAUGCUGGGGCAUUGCCAGAUAUUAAAGAUAAAAAUAGAAAUACUGCUUUACACGUUGCUGCUUGGUUUGGUCAUGAAUGUUUAACAACAACAUUAUUAGAGUAUGGUGCAUCUCCAGCAGCGCGAAACGCUGAACAGCGUACUGCAUUGCAUCUUAGUUGCUUGGCAGGACAUAUUGAGGUCUGUAGAAAAUUAUUACAAGUUGAUAGUCGUCGUAUAGAUACAAGAGAUAUCGGUGGUAGAACUCCAUUACAUUUAGCAGCAUUCAAGGGCUCUGUUGAUUGUUUAGAUUUAUUAUUAUCCAGUGGAGCCAAUUUUCGAUUAACCGAUAAUGAUAAUAGGUUAGCACUUCAUCAUGCUGCUAGUCAAGGUCAUUACCUAUGCGUUUUUAUUUUGGUUGGAUUUGGAAGUGAUUCUAAUGCGCAAGAUAUAGACGGUGCAACUCCUUUACAUUUAGCCGCAGCAUCAAAUCCUACAGAUUCUGGUGCUCAGUGCGUGCAGUAUUUAUUGAAGCACAAAGCAGAUCCCCGUUUGCGUGAUAAACGAGGUUUCACUGCUAUUCAUUAUGCCGUAGCUGGUGGAAAUCAACCAGCUUUAGAAGCUUUAUUAGAAGCUUGUCCCUCAGGAAAUUUAACAGCUUCAUCUAGUUCUACUACAGGAAAAUCAGAACCUCCAUUACCUGCGCUAACACCUUUACAUCUUGCUGCAUAUCAUGGACAUAGUGAAAUACUAAGUUUACUACUACCAUUAUUUUCCAAUAUUAAUAUUAAAGAAGAUACUGGUAAAACAGCAUUGGAUCUAGCUUCAUAUAAAGGCCAUGAAAAAUGUGUUCAACUUUUAUUACGAUACGGAGCUUGUGUAUCGGUACAGGAUUCUAUUACAAGACGUACUCCAGUACAUUGUGCAGCGGCAGCAGGUCAUUUUAAUUGUCUGGAACUUCUGUUGGAAAAUGCAGAAGAUCCAAAUGUAGUCAAUUGUUACGAUACAAAGCAACGAACUCCUUUAACACUAGCAGUAGCGAAUAGCAAUCCAGAAUGUGCUUUGUUACUUUUAAAAUAUAAAGCUGAUUGUAAUUUACCAGACGUAAACAAACAUACGCCACUGUUUCGAGCAGUAGUUAAAGAACGCGAUCAUCAAUUAGUAGAGUUGUUAUUAUCACAUGGCGCACAAGUAGCGAUACAAGAUGCAAAUGGUAAAACACCAUUACAUUUAGCUGCUGCAUGUGGAAGAGUAAAAGCCUUAGCUUCUCUUGUCAAAGCUCAUCCUGCAGCUGCCACUUUAAAAGAUGAUCAAGGAUGUACCGUUCUUCACUGGGCUUGUUACAAUGGAAACUCGAAUUGUGUGGAAUAUUUAUUAGAACAAAAUGUAAUUGACUCGUUAGAAGGUAAUCCAUUUUCGGCUGUUCACUGUGCAGUUUAUCAGGGUUCAGCACAUUGUUUAGAAUUAUUAAUAAAUAAAUUUGGAGGAAAAACGGUUACUGCUCCAAGAGAUGUUCCAGGUGGUCGAUUACCAUUACAUGUUGCAGCUAGUUCGGGAUCUGUAGAAUGCGCAAAACUGAUACUAAGUUCUGUCGGACCUGAAUUAGCUGGACUUGAAAUUCCAGAUUAUUCAGGUCGAACGCCUCUUCUUUGUGCUGCUAUUACGGGUCAAUGCAGUGCUAUCGAGUUAUUGCUUGAGUGGAAAGCUGAUGUGCGUGCUGUUGACUGUAACAAAAAUACAGCCCUUCACUUAGCUUGUCAAAGACGGCAUUCUGCUGCUGCUUCACUGUUACUAAAUUGGAUCAAUUCGCUUAAUACUAACGGUGAAAAUACACCACAACAACAGCAAAGCAUUGCCGUUAUUAACAUGACCAAUAAACAACAAAGAACUCCAUUGCAUUUGGCAGCGAGAAACGGUCUUGUGACGGUAACACGACGUUUAUUACAACUAGGUGCAAGUGUUGUCGCUGUCGAUGCAGAAGGUCUUACACCUGCCUUAGCUUGUGCUCCAAAUCCGGCUGUUGCACGUUGUUUAGCUACUAUUCUUGCUGCACAUGGUCAAAAUUGGGAAGCUGCACAACAUUCACCAUCAAUUCAACAAACAUCAGAAGUGUAUUUGAAUGGCAGAAGUGGUGAUUCACAACACAGUUCAGAUUCAGAGUUUUACUGACAGCAGGCAUCACGCUUAGAUCAUCAAGCGUUCCAAAACUCAAACGUCGACUCGAUGCAUGGAAACAUUGAUGCUGCAAGAUUAAUUUGGACAAGCUGCUGGUUGUUUUCGAUUUUAACAUAAUGUUUCUACAUAUAAGAGAACAAGCUCAUCAAGUACGGCAAAUCAGUGUUAAACGAUCAUUCAUUUGCAAUUGUCAGUCUCUUAAUAAGUAAUAAUGACAAUACCUCUAUUUGUACCAUUAACAUUUCGAUAGAAUUGCGAACUGCCAGGAAGGGUACAGUAAUAUGUGUUUAAACAUUAACUAAGAGAGCAAUAACAUUAGGCUUAAAAGAAGUUAUAUUAUUCAGUAAGCACAAGUAUAAUUAGAUACAUUAUACCAAGAAAAUAUAUCGUUACUUUUGCUUUAAUGUCAUAAUUGCAUGCACAUAUAUGCUCCUGACACUAUGGUCAACGCGUAAAUGUGUUUGGUACAAAAAUGAUUUGUAGAUGAAACAUACACAUUCACAUAAUGAAUUGCUAACAU
Molecule: messenger RNA, 3682 nt
Organism: Eufriesea mexicana
Lineage: Eukaryota; Metazoa; Arthropoda; Insecta; Hymenoptera; Apidae
Product: serine/threonine-protein phosphatase 6 regulatory ankyrin repeat subunit A
Exons: 14
Coding region: 31-3156 (1041 amino acids)
Biological process (GO): positive regulation of transcription by RNA polymerase II
Cellular component (GO): nucleus
Molecular function (GO): transcription cis-regulatory region binding; protein binding
Source: RefSeq, a predicted model, not a curated record